Messenger RNA from Colletotrichum lupini, 363 nucleotides. RefSeq lists its product as uncharacterized. The transcript has 3 exons. The record is from RefSeq and is a predicted model, not a curated record. The coding region runs from base 1 to 363 and encodes 120 amino acids. Lineage: Eukaryota; Fungi; Ascomycota; Sordariomycetes; Glomerellales; Glomerellaceae.
AUGCAUGGAAGCGAACAGCCACCCCGAGACUUUUUUUUUGUCCUCCCGUGUUUGCCCUUGCAGGUGCACUUCAAUGAGCGUGAGGUCUCCAAUUCCCAGCGCGCUGGAGCACGGACCAUAUUCUCAUCUGGCAGCUGGCGUUUGGCACCUGCCUGCAAGAAACUCAAUGACGAAGAGACCCGCGAAUCAGAAGUCGAGGUUUUUGUUUACUUUCUGCCUACUUGGAGGGUCCUGCUCUCCGACCCCACCUCCGUCGUCCGACGACAUCCCGUCCCCCCAAACAAAAUCAAGCAUUUGGGACCCAACUUCCCGCCGCGAGACAAGACAAGUGUUUGGACGAAAGAGAGCAUAAGGGAGAAAUAA